This is a messenger RNA of Durio zibethinus, 1614 nucleotides long. RefSeq names its product putative WRKY transcription factor 40. NCBI's taxonomy places the organism in Eukaryota, Viridiplantae, Streptophyta, Magnoliopsida, Malvales, Malvaceae. Gene Ontology annotation, molecular function: DNA-binding transcription factor activity; sequence-specific DNA binding. The record is from RefSeq and is a predicted model, not a curated record. Gene Ontology annotation, biological process: regulation of DNA-templated transcription.
CGUACCGUGUUAAAUACCCAUGGUCAUGACAAUCUAUUAAAAUCUCUACUUUCAUAUUUUUUUCCUAACACAUGGCUUUGAUUUCAAUGAUUUCAAUGAUUUCCUGACUGAGAAGACUAAAAGGCUGACCCAAACACUCUUCCACUGGGUAAUUCUAGUUUUGUUAGAAACUUGAAAGAGAGCAGCCACUCCCAUUUAAGUCUUGUUCAAUUCUACUACGUACUCUUCUUUGAUCUUUGCUGGCGGAGGAUUAAUAAAUUGUUAUGAGAAUUUGCUUUUCCAUCUAACGUCUUCGUUAUCUAAUAGUCUGGUUUUCAACCUAUUGCCAUGGAUGCUCCCAACUCUAACAAAGAAAAGGUGGAAGCUCUCCAGGUGGAGUUGGAACAUUUGCAGAGGGAGAAUCAAGCUCUUAGAUUAAUGCUUGAAGCAAUGAGUAGCAAGUACAACAUGCUUCAUCAAGCUUAUCUCCGGGAAUCGCAAGCGGAACUAACAUGCCGUGGCUUAACGCAGAUAAUUAGUAUGUACGAUGAAUACUCAAACAAGAGACUAAGACCUGAAAUUUCAACUGUAUCCAAGGCAUCACAGGUUUUUGUGAAAACCGACCCUACGGACAAAAGCCUUAUAGUGAAAGAUGGAUUUCAAUGGAGGAAAUACGGCCAGAAAGUUACUAAAGAUAAUCCGUCGCCUCGAGCUUAUUUCAGGUGCUCUAUGGCUCCUGGAUGCCCUGUCAAAAAGAAGGUCCAGCGAUGCGUGGAGGAUAAAUCCUUUCUUCUGGCUACGUACGAAGGACAGCACAACCAUGAUGUUAAUUCCACACCAGGACAAUCUUUAUCUUUCACAGAUAGCUCUGGAAUACUCUCCACAACAAGCUUUGCUUAUCCAGUUCUGGAUAAUCCUUUUCGACCGACCAUCACUCUUGAUCUCUCUCUUUCAGGGUCCAACAGUAGAAACCCUUGGAAAGUUACGCAAGAUUACAGAACCAGCAACGACGAUGACAACAGCAAGAGAAUUGAAGACUAUGUUGCAUCCAUCACAAAGGAUCCUAACUUCACUGUAGCUUUAGCCGCUGCAGUUGCUCGCUCCAUCGCUGAACAGCCUAAGCCACCAACCCAAUAGCUGGGGUAAUUUAAAAGUGUGAAAAGAGGAAAAUUAUUUACAAAUAUCAAAGAAAGCAUGCUACCUACUCUUUAUAUGUUCCAGAAACUAUCAUCUAUAUAUCUAAAUAAUAUGUCUUUAAAUUGGUUUAAGUUUUUGCAAAAAUUCAAGUAGGUUUUGCUUAUGUCAAUGGAUUUUCGAGUAAUAUUUUUUUUUAUAAUAAAAAUUUGGAGCAGAUAGGUUACUCCAAUCUAGGAUGCACUUGGAGUUUCCUCACUUUAAUCGUAGAAGAUUUAAGAACCAUGGACAUUUGAACCCAAAUGAAUUACCCGAUUGACCCAACCCUUAGUGGCGAGGAAUGUUUAUUUGAUCGUCAAAGUCGACAGGGAAGAACAACAUUUCAAAUUGUGGUUCUCAUUUCUUGAAUGAAUACUGGUGAUUGAUUCAAACAAUUUUUGUAUUUUUGUAGCAUUUGGUAUUAUUUUAAGAUUAUUGUAGUGAUCUAAUUAUCAUAGUGAU